AUGGACGCGCUAAGGGCACAGCUCUCGUCGCUGCAGUCCCAGCAUGCCGCGCUCUCCACCGCCCACGAGUCGGUCAAGGCCGAUCUCGCCCGCAAGCGCAACCAGAUCUCGGUUGCUGAGGACAAUCUGGUCAACGCCAGCUCCCGGCUUGCCAAGGCUGAGGCACGUGCCGACGGGCUAAAGGCGCAACUCGAUGCCGAGCUGGCACGCAGCAAGGCCGAGGCCCGCUCCCGCGCUGAUGCCGAGUCCCGCCUCCGCUCGCUCUCGUCCGAGCACUCGGCGCUGCAGGAGGCCGCCAACAAGCUCCGCGAGUCCAACGUGCUGCUCUCAACCAAAGCCUCCUCGCUCGAGUCGCAGCUAGAGGUGGAGCGGACUCGAACAGCGUCCAAGCUCCGCGCUGUGGCCAAGGAUCGCCAGGCGCUCAAGGCAGCUCUGCGCGAGGCACGUGAGACCGUCACUGUCCUCAUGGCGCGGUCAUCGGAGCUCGAGUCAAGCUCGGCCGCCAUGCGCGCCGAGCUCAAUGCUACCAUCGACAAGCUCUUGGAGGCCCGCUCCGACUCGGACUCGGACUCGGAGUUUGGUGCCCGCGAGUCGGCCACGUCGCUCGCUGCUCAGCUUGCUGCGCAGCUGGCCGACGCCUCGGCGCAGAUUGCCCACCUACAGCAUGCGGUCGAGGAGGCGCAGGCGCGCGCGAGCGCCACCGACGACGCUGCCCGUAUCGAUCUUGAGCGGCGUGCGGCCGAGCUCGACGCCCAGGCCCGCGACCUCGCUCGCCAGCGUCGCGAGCUUGACGCCGACACGCACUCGGCCGCUGCUGCUGCUCGAUCUGACGCCAGUGCUCGCGAGGCCCAAGCUGCUUCUCGGGAGGCCGAGCUCCGCACUCGCACCAAGGCUCUGCAAGAGCGAGAGGCCCAGCUCGCUGCCAUCACUGAUCGCCUGUCGGGCUCUGUCGGCAUCGCCGACGACUCGCUGGCUGCCUCCAUCUCCUCGCUUAUGCGCUCGCAGUCGUCGAUGGUCAAAACCGAUUUUGCAACCAUCGAGCACUCUCUUGCAACGUUCCAGGCUAAGACCCAGGCGCUGCGCAAGGAGCGAGCAGAACUCGAUUCGCGCCAAAAGGCGCUCUCGGCCGAGACAGCCAAACUCACCCAGCUCGCAGCCGAACUCGAUGCACGCAAGUCCAAGCUCGACGCUCAUGCCGACGAGCUUGUUGCCCGCGCCGACGAUCUGCGCCGCCAAUCGAACGCGCUUGACGACGCCCGUGGCCUUCAGGCCAAACUGGACGACCGAGCCCGCCAGCUGGAUGAGCUCAAAAUCGAGCUCGACCAGCGGGCCGCCGACGAAGCUGCAGCCGCUGCAAACGCUGCAGCUGCCGUCUCCCGUCGGGAAGACGCCGCCGCAAACGCCGAGGCUGAUCUCGCUGCCCGGGAAGCAUCCCUGGCUGCUGCCCGAGACGCGCUCUCCGCGGAGCGGAGCCAGAUCGAGGAGUUCCGUGCCCACCUCGAUGCGCGCCACUCGGCACAGGUCCAGCGUGGUGACUCACUCGACGCUCGCGAGAGAGCAAUCGUUGCCGACGAGGCGCGGGUGCAGAGCGAGCUUGCCGAGGCACGGAAACUGCGUUCAGAGCUCGAUGCACUAGAGGACGAGCUCACCGACCUCGUUCGAUUCCGUGAGGAAGAGGAGGAGCAGCUACGGUCGGACCGCGCUCGGUUCGAAGACGAAAUGGCCACCGCUCAGGCCCGCCUGGACGCUCUCGCACAGGCCGCCGCCGACGACGCCGCCGCCGCCGCCGCCGAAGCAGCGGCCCAAAUUGAGCGCAACGACCUCGAGUCUUCCAACCGCAUCAAGGCUGCGUGGGAAGAGACCGAGGCCGAGCUUGCCGCCGCUCGCGCUGCCGCUGAGGCGCGCGCCCAGGCUGAGGCUGCAGAGUCCGCGGCACGCAUCGAGCGGAAUGAGGCCGAGUCUGCCGAGCGCAUCGCCAAGGCCGACGCCGCCGCCGCCGCAGAGCGCGCUGCAGAGCGUGCUGCACUGGAUGCCGCCGCCGACCGCGCUGUAGAGCGCGAAGCUGCCGCCCGCGCCGAACUCGACAAGGCCCGCGCCGAGCUUGAGACCCGCUUGCGCGAGGUUGCUGGAGCCGCCGCCGCUGCCGACUCCAAGGCCAAGGCCAACUCGGCCGAAAAACAUGCACUGCGCCAACUUUCUCUCAAGCUCAAGCACCAGAUGGCCGAGGUUCGAGCACAGGUCCGCCGUGAGCUUGCCUCGGAGUUUGAAGCCGAGGCUCGUGAGCUGGAUGUCAAGGGCCGCGAACUCACCGCCCAGAUUGAGGCCAAGUCGGCCCAGCUCAAGGCCCAGGGCGAGGCGCUGCGCGAGAGGGGCGCAGCUCUCGAGGCUGAGCGCGACGCCCUGCAGGCUCAGGCCGACCGCCUAGAGGCGUCGAUGAUUGAGUUGGCCUCACGGUCAGAGGCUGUGGCCGCCGCCGAGGCUGCCAACCAGGACGCCGCCGCGUCGUGGGCUGCCGAGCAGCAGCAGAUUACCGCCCGCGCUGAAGCACUCAAUGAGCAAGCGGCGCGGCUCGAGGCUGAACGCGAAGCGUUGGACAACGCCGCAAGCCAGACCCGUGCUCAGCUCGACGCCCGCGAGCUGGCACUCAAUGCCCGCGGAGCUGACCUCGAAGCCCGCAUCAAGUCCGUCGAGGCUCGCGAGAACGACGUUCGCACUUCGCAAGCGCAGCUCGCUGCCGAGACGGCGGCGCUGUCGCAGCGGACCGAUGCUUUCGCCGCCGCGUGCGAGGAGCGGAUGCAGCUCGACGAGGAGGCACGCGCUGCAGCUCGCGAAAAGAUGGAGGCCGAGCUCAUGGCCGAGGUUCACGCCGCGCACGACCGUGCUGCGUCGCGCUCGCGCGACCUUGACGCUCGCGCUGCCGAGCUGGAUCGGCGCGCAGCAGAGCUCGAGGCCGAGACCGAUGAUGUCCGUGCACGCGGACAACAGCUCGACUCCAUGACCGCCCGCCUCGAGGCCAAGGAGUCCGAGUGGGCCGCAUCACUCGAGGCAGCGCAAGCUCGUGUCGACAACGAGGCCCAUCGCGUCAACCAGCUCGCCGCUCAGCUCGCCGCCGAACACAGCGCCCGCAUGGCUGAGCUCGACGCCAACGCAGCGGACGCCGCGAACACGGCACGGCUAGAGAUGGAGGCCUUUAAGGCCCGGGCCAUGGCUGCAGCAGAGGCCAAGGCCGACGAAAAGCUGGCUGCCGCCCGGGCGGCACUCGAUGCCGAGUACGCGCAGCGGCGCGCCGAGCUGGAGUUGGAUGCGACUGCCCAGCUUGCGCGCGCUGCCGAAGCCCGCUCGCGAAAGGCCGCGGACGAGCUGGCGGCCAAGGCUAGCGAGCUGGCGACCAAACACGACGAGCGACAGGCGAGCCUCGAAGCUCGCUUUGCGGACAAAGAGGCUGCGCUCCGGGCCGAGGUCGACGAGGCCAAGGCCCGUGUCGACGCCGAGGCCAAGGCGGCGCUGGCACAUCUCGAGGCACGGAUGGACAACCAAGCACGCGAGCAGAGCCGCGAGCUGGAAAACUCCCGGGCACGGGCUAUGGCCCAAAUCGAAGACGAGCGCGCUGCGCUUGCUGCGGAGCGGAGGAACUUGGACGAGCUCCGGUCCCAGACCUUGAGUAGGCUCGACAGCCUCCGGGAGUCGACAAACGUCGAAUCCCAGGCACUGCUAGCGAAGGCGCAGCAAAAGGCGGAGCAGCUGGUGGGUGAGGCGCAAGCCCGCGCCGACUCGGCAGCAGAGCGUGCGCUGACUGACGCGCAGGCCCGCGCCGCCGCCCUGGCCGCGGCCGCGGAAGCCGAUCUCAACGACAAGCUCGAGGCCCGCCGGACCGAGGUUGAGGAAGCUACCGACCGGCUUCGCACAGAGGCCGAGGCCUACGCGUCCUCGCUCAAGGCCGAGGCCGAGGCAAAGCUGGCCGUGAUCUCUGAAGAGGAGAGCCAGAGACUACGCGCCCUGGAGCAGACCGAGGCAACGCUGGCGGCCAGAAUUGAGUCUUUCACUCACGAGGUGCAGGCUCGGAUGCAGACCUUUGAGCGGCAGCGUGAGACUCUUGCUACCGACACCGCGGCCGCCGAGGCCAAGGUGGCCCGGCAAGCCGAAGAUGCGGCCGAGGACGCGGCGCGGAUUCGAGCCCGGCUCGAGGCCGAGGCCGCUCGGCUUCAGGAGGAGCGGUCGAACUGGGAGGCGACAAAGCUCGCGGCCCAGCUGCAGGCUGAGGACACCCAACGAGCGGCAAACGCAGCACUGGCGUCUGCCAAGGAGACGGCUGCGCGCGCCGAGGGCCAGAUGCGCGAGGUUGAGUCCCGCGCAGCCCGGUUGGAGGCUGCCGAGGCCCGGCUGAGCGAUGAGCGCCGAGCGCUGAGUACUGCCCGCGGCGAGGUCGAGAUGGACGUGGCCAAGGCACGUGCAGCGCAGGUGGCUCAAGAAGCUGCGCUGACUUCGGCUCGCAAGGACUUGGAUGCUGAGGGCGAGCGGAUGGCGCGGGCGCAUGCCGAGCGGAUGGAGUCGCUGACCCGGCGCGAAGCCGCGUUUGAAGCGCAGGCUUCCGAGCUGAUGGAGUCGCUGCGGGCCAAGGCUGCGGCGCUGGAUGCCCGCGAAGAGGCACUGGCCGUGGCCGAGGCCGACGCUGAUGCCGCGCUGGAUGCCAAGAACCGGCAGCUUGAGGCGCUGCUCCUCAAGCGCUCUGACGAGCUGGACGCCCAGCUGGCGGCAGCCAAGUCGUCGCUCGAGUCACGGCUGGUUGCGGCGCGUGCGGAUGACGCUGCCAUUUUGCAGGAAAAGCUGGCGGUGGCUGAGGACGCCAAGCGUGCUCUGGACGCUGGCUUUGCUGAGCUUGCACGCGAUCGCCAGUCGCUGCAGGAUCGGCUUGCCAAACUACACAAGGCGCGCGAGCUGCUGAGUGCUCGGUCUGAGGCGCUCGAGCGCUCCAAGCUACAGGCCACCGAGGAUGUCAAGCGUGCCGAGCUAGAACUGGAGCACCGGUCGCGGGAUCUGGACGCCCGCGAGGCUGCGCUGGAGGCAGCCGAGUCACGGACCGCGCAGUCGUCGUCGGCCAUCGACGCGGCACGGCGGUCGGCCGAGGCGGACCUGUCACGGGCGCAGGCCGAGAUCAAGGCUCAGAAGGAGGCACUGGAGAGUGCGCAGCAAGAGCUGCGGCGGACUCGCGACGAGGUGGAGACGACACGCCGUGAGGCUGCUGCGCAGCUGGCUGCCGCCCGUGCCCUCGAGGCUUCGCUCGGCUCGCAGCGCGGUGAGGCCGAGUCAAUGUCGGCGCAGCUAGCCGCCCGUGAGGCGCAGAUUGCCGCCCGUGAAGCCGAGCUCUCCGAGCGCGCGUCGGCGCUCAAGCUUGCCCGCGACCGGCUUCGGCAGCGGGCCGCCGAGGUCAACGCCGACCGCGAAGCGGCACACUCUGCCAACAGUACCGAGCGCGAAGCGCUUGCCCGCGAAAAGGCGCUUGUGGCAGGGACCAUGGAGGAGGCGCUUGAGCUCAAGGCGCGGUUGCAGGCCAAGGAGAAUGCGCUUGAAGCGCGCGCGGUGGAGCUGGCCGCUCUCGAGGCGCGGUUUGUCGAGGUUACUCGCCGCGAGGCCGAGCUGGAGGCGGCGGCGAUCAAGGCCGAAGCUGCGCAGUCGUCGUCGGCGCUGACACUCGACGCCGAGGCUGCACGACUGGCCAAGCGUGAGGCCGCGCUGCAGGCACAGCUGGCGGCGCUCAACAAGGCGCAGAGCUCGGUGUUCUCAGCCCACUCACAGCUCGAAGUGACCGAGCACACGCUUGUUAGCACCGAAGCGAGCCUCCGCGAGCGCGAGAACAAGAUCGAGCAGCGCGAGUCAGCCCUGGCCAUCAAGGAGGAGCGGCUUGUGGAGCGUGCAGAGGGCCUUGCGUCGCGGGCGAGGGCAUUGGAGGACGCCGAGCGUACGUUCCAGGCGCGCGAGACGGCCGCCGAGCGCGAGCUGGCGCGGCGGACCGAGGUGGUGGCUGAGCGUGAGGCCGCGGCGAGCCGGGCUGAAGCUAGCCACGCUGCCAAGGAGAAGCAGCUGCGUGAAGAGGCGCGUGCCGCGCACGAAGCUCAAGCUGCGCGUGAUGCUGCCCAGAUGCAGGCUGCGCGCGAGUCGCUGGAUGCUGAGCGUACUGCGGUGUCGCGCGAGCGCGAGGCCCUGGCAGCCGCGCGGGCAAGCGUCGAGGCCGACCGGGCACGGAUUGCCGAGUUUGAGGCCGGCCGCGCUGCCGAGUGGCUCCGCGCCGAGAAGGAGGUUGAAGCGCGUGAGGUUCAGGUCUCGCUGGCGGCUUCCAAGGCCUCGUUGCGCGACGGCGAGGCGUCGGUGGCGUCGUCAGAGACGAUGCGGCUGGAGCAGGCGCUCCUCGCUGCGCGGGCGGAGCUUGACGAGUGCCGGCUCGCGGCUGCGACGCAGGAAACCGCGUACCAGCAACGGAUCACCGAGCUGGAGCGCGAGCUGGCCGAAGCUGAGGCGAGCCUGGACCGGUCGCGCAUCGCUGUGGCGAACCUCGAGGGAGAAGUGGAGGAGCUUCAAGAGCGCAAGCGGGUGCUGGACGAGUUCCAAGCCAAGCUUCUCGCCCAGCAGCGCGACAUGGUGACGGCGGCGCAGCAGGUGCGCGCCGCACAGCUGGCGACGGCAGCCGAGGUCGAGAGUCUGCGUCAGGAGAACGCAAGUCUCCGGUCCAGCAUGGCACCGAGUGUGUCUGUGGCUGACGCUGCGCGGCUCUCCAAGGCUGAGGCCGUUUUGGAGGCGCGUGCAAGCCAGCUAGAGCAGGUCGAAGCAGCGCUGGAGGCGCGAGUGCAGCAAGUCGAGGCUGCGGCGGGCUCCGCCAGUAUGGCGGCGAGCCACGGGCCGUUUGUGGCAGAGCUGUCGGAGACCAUGGCCCGGAUGCAGGAGCGGCUGGAUGAGCUGGCGGCGCAGGCGGCCGUCCCGCAGGAGCCGCACUCGCCGAUCCAGUCGCGGCUGGAGGGCGAGAGCCAGCAGCUAGAGCAGCUGUCGCAGACGGUGCAGCAGAUGCAAGAGCGGCUGGAGCUGAUGUCACCGCGACUGGAUGCGCUGCUGGCAAAGAUGGCGACGCACGAGGCGCAGCAGGACGACUGGUUUGCUCGGCUCGAUGCACAGCUGCACCACCUGCGCGGUUCGGGCGAAGUGCUGCCGAUGUCCGAGUCGCCGUGGCCGGCAGAGCGGUCUGUCACCGACCCCGCCGACGACUCGUCAUCCGAGGUCGGCUCGUCUGAGUUUGCACGCAUCCGCGGUGCCAUCCGCUCGCAGUGGCACGAAGCAUCGGCCACCUCGACCGCUGUCUCGCACGAGCGGCUGUUCGAGACACGGCCCGAAGCGGGGCGCGUCCUCGCCGAGACUCGUCCCAUGGAGGCCGGCGAUCUCGAGUCCGACACAGAGACUGACAAAGCCGAGUCGCUCAGCGACACCAUCGCUCGGCUUACCCUUCGGCGGCAAGAGCUCGCCGCCAUGUUCCCGCUGGCUGACGACGUUGUGGCCAAGCAGGAGAUGGCUGCCGAGAUGGACGCCCUCGACAGCGAGCUCCAAUCACUCCGAAUCGCCGAGCAGCAACAGCAGCAACAGCAACAGCAGGCAAACCAGUGA
Messenger RNA from Thecamonas trahens ATCC 50062, 7644 nucleotides. RefSeq lists its product as uncharacterized. Lineage: Eukaryota; Apusomonadida; Apusomonadidae. The transcript has 2 exons. Bases 1 to 7644 code for a protein of 2547 amino acids. The record is from RefSeq and is a predicted model, not a curated record.